GAGCGUCAUCGGUCAGCCCCAAACUUCCCAAUCCUUUUGUCGUUGACACGAGGAACACCAGAAAAUCCUGCGCAGCGUGCCAUUGCCGGGCCACAGGCAUAUUCCUGCUCAGCCGAAUGGAGCGAUGAGGUCCAUAGCAUCGCCGCUGCGAUCGGCGGUCCAGACGCUUUCUCGGCAGCCCACGAGCUGGACAUGUCGGCAAUGUCUCCUCUCCCGAUCUCGACCCCAACGACAAAUCGUGUCGAGUAUACGGCAAGAGAUCACGCGAUCGAGAGGCGUACGAUUCUCUUCCACCCAAUCUGAAGCUUCACAGGCUGGCAAACGAGCAUGGCGCGACCGAAUACAGGACCGCAUCCAGGACCCAAGGGAGAGGCGUCGAGUAGCCAUCGCUGCAACAAUUAUAUUUUUGACGGGGUGUGCGGCAUUGGCCUUCAGUGAACAAGCACGGCACGUGUACAUCGGAGCGCAAAGAACCGGGAGAGUAGCGGUUUGCCUGUUUCUCAACAUUCAGGACUACCGGAAGAUAUUGAAGCGUGAGGACUGGGACAAUCCAGAGUUUCAAAAGGACAUUGCGGCAUGCCACAAGAGGUGUGCACUGCGGACACUGCGGGCGAUGGAGCAGAAUGGAUCGAUAUUCAUCAAGCUCGGACAGCAUCUCACGUCGCUGAAUUAUUUGCUACCCAGCGAGUGGUGUGAUACCUUCAUACCCCUGCAGGACAAAUGUCCGGUAUCGAGUUACGGCAGCAUUGAAGAGAUGGUAUACCAUGACACGGGCAAGAGACUAGAAGACUACUUCUCAGAGUUUGCGGCCGAGCCCAUAGGAGCAGCGUCACUGGCACAGGUACACAUAGCGCGGCUGAAGGAGAACGGGGAGAAGGUAGCGGUCAAGGUGCAGCACCCCGGACUUGACGAAUGGGCAGCACUGGAUAUGUGGUUGACUACCAACACUUUCCGGACAUUACGAUAUUGGUUCCCAAACUACGACCUGACAUGGCUCAGCGACGAAAUGGAAGUAUCGUUACCGCAAGAGCUAGAUUUCCGACAAGAAGGAAAGAACGCCAAGAAGAUGAAAGAUUACUUCUCAAAGAUCAAAGGGACGCCUUUGAUCAUACCAGAAGUAUACUCUGCAGAACGAAGGAUCCUAGUCAUGGAGUAUAUCACAGGCCAUCGACCCGAUGAUCUCGAAUUCCUCGAUGCCAACGGAAUUAGCCGCGACGAAGUCUCCGCCGCUUUAGCCAACAUCUUCAACGAAAUGAUCUUCGGCAAGAACGCUCCCUUACACUGUGACCCUCACGGUGGUAACAUGGCCAUUCGCCUCAAUCCCAACAAACGCAAACCUCGAAACUUCGAUGUAAUCCUAUAUGACCACGGCCUCUACCGAGAUAUUCCAGACCAUCUCCGCAAAGCCUACGCACACAUGUGGCUCGCCGUGCUCGACACCGACAUCCCUCGGAUGCGAAAAUACGCCUACGAAAUCGCCGGGAUAGGUGAUGAAGACUUCCCCAUCUUCGCCUCGGCCGUCACAGGACGCGACUACGGCGUCGUAGAGCGAGGCGUCGCAGCACAACAUCGCAACGAUGAAGAAAAACGUAGUCUGUCCGAGCAAAUGGGCCAGGACCUGGUUGAGAAAAUCGUGGGACUUCUAGGUCGUGUGCCGAGGGUCAUCCUUCUCAUUUUGAAAACCAAUGACUUGACCCGGAGCCUCGAUGAGAAUCUUCAUACAACGCAAGGACCUAUGCGUUCGUUCAUGAUUCUUGCCCGAUAUGCUGCGCGAUGCGUGUGGGAAGAACAGAAAGAGAGUAUUUCGGGAAGUGUAUUCUGGCCAAAGAAUUUUUUCACUUUAUCAUUCGGACUUCUGGAGUAUACGAAGGUUGUACUGAAGUUGAGAAUUUAUGAGUAUUAUCUUUCCGCGAGGAGGAGGUUAGGCUUGCAGAAUCCGGCGACUCUUCAGGAGAUGCAGCAGCAGCAGUAGAAACUCGAAUGAGGAAAUUACGCGUCCUGUGCUUUUGGCGUGGGCUGAGACUCGUGAAGUCAGCUGAGUUUGCAACAUGUUUCCAUCGCAAGCGAUGAUUUGUGUGUAAGGGAAGGAACUUAAGUGGCGUGUAGGCAUGGAUUGAACUGUACAUAGAGAAAGAAAGAGAGAGAGCGCCAAAUUUCAAGAGCUUUGAGAUCGAUCCCAC
Messenger RNA from Cercospora beticola, 2180 nucleotides. It is a transcript of the gene CQD2, whose product is annotated as Cqd2p. The record is from RefSeq and is a predicted model, not a curated record. Lineage: Eukaryota; Fungi; Ascomycota; Dothideomycetes; Mycosphaerellales; Mycosphaerellaceae.